UUCAAGUUUCAAUUCGUUUCUGCUAUCAGAAGAUAAAGAACCAAACUGUAUGUACUUCCUAUAUAGGGUUGAAGUUAAUCGGAAUAGCGCUAUCAAAGACAUUGUGUUCCUUUGAACAUUUUGGAAAUAUUAUGGAAAUCACUAGUCAUUAUUACAACAUUGUGUAUAAAAUAGCAUCACUCACCGGUAUAUGCCCAUAUCUGAAACCAAAAACAAGAAUAUUUCGUGUUACAUUUUUAACUAUGAUAUUAUUAACUAUAUUUGUUCCGCAGAUAGCGUAUCAAUUUACAUGUAAAAAAAUACAAUGUACUUAUCAAGCAAUGACAGCAUAUCUAUUAUCAAUCGUGGUUAUGCUAAAAAUAUAUACAUUUCAAAUAAACAAUCGUACAAUUAAAGACCUUACCCAACACUUGUUCUGCGACUGGAAGACAUUAGAAACUGCUGAAGAAUAUAAAAUUAUGAAAUCAUAUGCCGAAAAUAGUAGACGAUUUUCUUUGGUAUAUACAGUAUAUGUUUUUAUAGCAGUAUUUAUAUUUAUGUCAAUGUCUCUUGUACCAUAUAUACUUGAUGUUAUAUUGCCUCUGAAUGAAUCCCGUCCCGUACUACCGCCGUAUAAAGGAUACUAUUUUGUGGAUAUUAGAGAAUAUUUUUUUCAAAUUUACUGGCACUCCAUCAUAGCCUGGGAAAUAGUCGUGACUGGUGUAAUCGCCCAUGACUGCAUGUUCGUGACUUAUGUUGAACAUGUUUGCAGCAUGUUUGCUAUAGCUGGAUUUCGUUACGAACAUUUAUUUUAUAAUCAUAAAGGAAAGACAGAAAUUGCUUUAAAUGCUGACGAAUCAGACAUUGACAAGUAUGAUAAAAGAAUUGCGUUUCUUGUAUAUUCACACCGAAAAGCUCUAGAAUAUGCGCACCUUAUUGAAGAUACAUUUACCAAACCUUUCGCUUUACAAAUGUUAAUAGUAACAAUAGGAAUGAGCAUUAGCUUGCUGCAAGUAUUCGAUUGUGCGAAGUCAAAGACGAGAGGCUACUUACAAAUUAUGAACUCGACUUGGGGUCAUUAUUACAAUGUUAUUAAAAGAGUUUCAUCAUUGUCUGGUCAGUGGCCUUAUCAGAGAUCAAAAACGAGACUGUUCUGUGUGUGCUUGGUAACUCUGAGCACGAUUUCUAUGAUUAUUCCACAAAUAGCCAAAUUUACUACAUGCAAUGGAGAUUUGCAAUGUAUCUUUGAAACUAUGACAUCUUAUAUGUUGACAACAGUAACAUUGGUAAAACUGUAUACGUGCUACUUUAACCGAUCUAAAAUUAAAAUGCUAAUUGAUCGAUUAUUUGUCGAUUGGGACGAACUGGAAACACCGGAAGAGUACGAAAUUAUGAAAAAAUAUGCCGAAAAUGGCAGGCGAUAUUCCUUAGGAUAUUCCUCCGUAUGUAUAUUUAUGUGUGUGUCUCUCAUACCGCAAUUAUUGGAUGUCGUAUUACCCCUCAACGAAUCUCGUCCUAUAUUGCCAACGUAUCCGGGAUAUUAUUUCGUCGACGAGAAAAAAUAUUUUUUCUACAUUUUCUCGCAUGCUAUCGUGGCUUGGGAAAUCGCUAUGACCGGAAUAGUCACUCAUGACUGCAUGCUCCUGAUUUACGUCGAACACGUCUGCAGUAUUUUCGCUAUAGUCGGAUUUCGUUUUGAACAAUUGACGUGUAAACGCACUGAUUCUAUGAAAAUUUUACAUUCUCAAUCAAACGACAUUUCCAGACGAAUCGCAUUCUCGGUGCACACGCAUCGAAAAGCUUUAAGAUUUGCCGAGCUUAUAGAAGAUAUCUUUUCACUUACACUGGCUAUACAAUUAGCGUUGAACACGGUAAUGAUCAGCAUUACUCUGUUACAAAUUACGCAACAAGACAGUGAUAUUUUAGAAUCACUGAGAUAUGUAUUGUACGUAGUUGCUCAACUGAUUCAUCUAUUCUGCCUCAGUUUCGAGGGACAGAAACUGAUAGAUCAUAGUCUUCAAACGCGUGACAAGAUCUACAAUAGUUUUUGGUAUGAAACAUCCGCGAAGUCGCAAAAAAUGCUUCUAUUCGUGAUGCGAAAGAGUCUUCGACCUAUUUUUCUGAGUGCCGGCAAGAUUUAUAUUUUCUCAAUGGAGAGCUUCACCACGAUUAUGACCUCUACAUGGAGUCAUUAUUACAGUGUUGUUAAAAAAGUAUCGUCAUUAGCCGGUCAGUGGCCUUAUCAGAAACCAAAAACAAGACUAUUCUGUAUCAGCGUAGUGACUUUGACCACCUUUUCCAUGAUUGUUCCACAGAUUAAAAUUCUGAUUGAUCAAUUAUACGUUGAAUGGGACGAUUUGCAAACCCCAGAAGAGUUCGAAAUUAUGAAGAAAUAUGCUGAGAAGGGCAGACGUUAUUCUUUGGGAUACUCGCUGUAUUGCUUCAUCUCUGUAUAUCUGUUCAUGUCCGUGUCUCUCGUACCGCAAUUAUUAGAUGUCGUACUACCACUCAACGAAUCUCGUCCUAUAUUGCCGGCUCAUCCAGGCUACUACUUUGUUGACGAGAAAAAAUAUUUUUACUACAUCUUCUCGCAUGCUAUCGUGGCAUGGAAAGUCGCUAUGACCGGGAUAGUCGCCCACGAUUGCCUGCUCCUGACUUACGUCGAACACGUCUGCAGUAUUUUUGCCAUAAGCGGUUUUCGAUUCGAACAAGUAAUGCGUAAGAGCGCUAAUUCCGUAACAAUCUUACAUUCUGACAAUUCUUGCAAACAAAUUGAAUUCUCGGUGCACACACAUCGGAAGGCUUUAAAAUCCGCCCAGCUUAUUGAAGAUAUAUUUUCGUUGACUCUGGCUAUACAAAUAACGCUGAAUACAGUAAUGAUUAGCAUUACUUUAUUACAAAUUACGCAGGAGAACGCCAACAUCUUGAUAAUUUUGAGGUACAUAGUGUAUGUUCUCGCUCAGCUGAUCCAUUUAUUCUGCCUCAGUUUCGAGGGACAAAAGCUGAUAGAUCACAGUCUUAAAACGCGCGACACGAUCUAUAACAGCCCUUGGUACGAAGCACCUACGAAAUCUCAAAAAAUGCUUCUAUUCGUGAUGCGGAAAAGUCUCCAGCCGAUUUCCUUAAGUGCUGGCAAGAUUUAUAUUUUCUCGUUGGAGAACUUUACCACGGUAAAGAUUAUAAUAAACUUUAUAAGAUUACAACGCAACGAACUCGUAAAACAAUUUAGUAAUACUAGUUCUUGUUUUAAAGAUCGUGCAAACUUCGAUGUCAUACUUCACGGUGCUUUCGUCUUUGGAAUAAUUAAACAAGGAUCGAUAUCUAUUGACUUGUAUUCAUGAUCCAUUCUUAUAUUUAAGAUCAUCUUAACUACGAUCGUAAAAUGCUGUAUAAUCAUUCUAUGGCUAGAAUUUUAAGGCGAUCUUAAAUAUAAGAAUAAACUAUUUAAUACGGUAAUCUUGUGCAUCCAAUCACGAUAUUGUUUAAUUCUUCUGUGACAAUAAGACAUGAUUAUUAUGCGUGAAUAACAUUUAUACAAUGUUAUAACAUGUAACUUGUUUAUCUCCAUGCAUAUAUAAAAAAAAAAAAUUGUAUUGUGCGAAAAUAUUUAU
Cataglyphis hispanica is the source of this 3590-nucleotide messenger RNA. RefSeq lists its product as uncharacterized. Gene Ontology annotation, molecular function: olfactory receptor activity; odorant binding. NCBI's taxonomy places the organism in Eukaryota, Metazoa, Arthropoda, Insecta, Hymenoptera, Formicidae. The record is from RefSeq and is a predicted model, not a curated record. Gene Ontology annotation, cellular component: plasma membrane. Gene Ontology annotation, biological process: detection of chemical stimulus involved in sensory perception of smell; sensory perception of smell. The transcript has 21 exons. The coding region runs from base 132 to 3320 and encodes 1062 amino acids.